Sarcophilus harrisii (Tasmanian devil) is the source of this 2479-nucleotide messenger RNA. It is a transcript of the gene CLGN, whose product is annotated as calmegin. Gene Ontology annotation, cellular component: endoplasmic reticulum; endoplasmic reticulum membrane. Lineage: Eukaryota; Metazoa; Chordata; Mammalia; Dasyuromorphia; Dasyuridae. Gene Ontology annotation, molecular function: calcium ion binding. Gene Ontology annotation, biological process: protein folding. The coding region runs from base 144 to 1973 and encodes 609 amino acids. The record is from RefSeq and is a predicted model, not a curated record. The transcript is spliced from 15 exons.
CAUGCGCCGCUGGCAGACGCUGCGAAGGGGCCGGCGGCGACUUUGGUUUUGCGGUGGGCUAACCACCCAGUGGCCGCCGGCCGGACAGUCAGCCCAAGCGCCGCAACCGAGGGGCCCCCCCACCCCGAGCACAGAUAAACAAUAUGCAAUUCCAAGGCUUUUGGUUGUGUUUGAAUCUCCUGCUGUUCACCUUAGUAAAAGCAGAAUUGCAGGACGAAGAUGUUGAGAUGGAGGAUUUUGAUGAAAGUUCAGAAGAAAUUGUGACCAACGAAGAUAAACUUUCCCCAGAGGUUAAAUAUAAGACACCACAACCUAUAGGAGAAGCGUAUUUCACAGAAACCUUUGAUAAUGGAAUAUUAACUGGGUGGGUGUUAUCCAAAGCAAGAAAAGAAGACACUGAUGAGAACAUUGCUAAAUAUGAUGGAAGAUGGGAAAUAGAAGAUUUGAAAGAAAAUAGAGUUCCUGGUGACAGAGGACUAGUUUUGAAAUCACAAGCAAAGCAUCAUGCAAUAUCAGCUCUGUUAUCAAAACCGUUUAUUUUUGCAGAUAAACCUUUGAUAGUUCAAUAUGAAGUAAAUUUUCAAAAUGGUAUGGAUUGUGGCGGUGCAUACAUUAAGCUUCUAACAGACAAUGAUUAUUUGAAUCUGGAAAAUUUCUUUGAUAAAACACCUUAUACCAUUAUGUUUGGACCAGAUAAAUGUGGAGAAGAGCAUAAACUUCAUUUUAUCUUUAGAUAUAAACAUCCUAAAACUGAAGUUUUUGAAGAGAAGCAUGCUAAAGUUCCAAAUGUAGACUUGAAAAAAUUUUUUUCUGAUAAGAAGACACAUCUCUAUACACUUGUGAUGAACCCAGAUAAUACAUUUGAAGUGUAUAUUGACCAAGUGAUUGUAAACCAGGGAAGCCUUUUAGAAGAUGUGGACCCUCCAAUCAACCCUCCUAAAGAAAUAGAAGAUCCUAAUGACAAAAAGCCUGAUGAUUGGGAUGAUAGAAUAGAAAUUCCUGAUAAUACUUCUGUUAAACCAGAAGAUUGGGAUGAAAGUCAGCCUGCCCAAAUAGCAGAUCCUGAUGCUUUUAAACCUGAGGGCUGGCUUGAUGAUGAACCAGAAUAUAUUGAAGAUCCUAAUGCUGAAAAACCUUCAGAUUGGAAUGAAGACAUGGAUGGCAAAUGGGAAGCCCCUCGUAUUCCUAAUCCAGCAUGUAAAAUUGGAUGUGGUCAAUGGCAGCAUCCUAUGAUUGACAAUCCAAAAUAUAGAGGAAAAUGGGAACCUCCAAUGAUUGAUAACCCCAACUAUCAGGGUGAAUGGACCCCUAGAAAAAUUCCAAAUCCAGAUUACUAUGAGGAUAGAAAUCCAUUUCUUCUGAGUUCUUUCAGUGCUCUUGGCUUAGAGUUGUGGUCUAUGACAUCCGAUAUCUACUUUGAUAAUUUUAUUAUCUGUUCAGAUAAGGAAAUAGCAGAUCGUUGGGCUGAAGAUAGCUGGAUGGUGAAAAAAUUGGUAGCAAGGGCUAAUGAGCCUGGUGUAUUCACUCAGUUGCUGACUGCUGCUGAAGAGCGGUGGUGGCUUUGGAUCAUUUAUGCUUUGACAGCAGGGCUGCCUUUAAUAUUGAUUACUUUAUUUUGUUGGCCAAGAAAGAAAAAAGAUGAAGAUGCAGAGUACAAAAAAAGUGAUAUACAUAAGCCACAAACAAAAGGAGCAUUAGAACAAGAAGUAAAAGAGGAGAAGGCAGCCCUAGAAAAUACUAUAAACCUGGAAGAGGAAAAAGAAAAUCACAAUAAUGGUGAAAUUGAAAAAGAGGAAGAAGAUGAAAUGGAAGAAAAGAGUGAAGAAGAAAAUGAAACUAUAGAAGGACAGGAAGAAGGCAGUAAAUCUAAUAAAUCUGGAUCAGAAGAUGAGAUGAAAGAAGCUGAUGAAAGUACAGGGUCUGGAGAUGGGCCAGUGAAAUCAGUACGCAAAAGAAGAGUAAGGAAAGACUGAAAUACUUUCAAGUUUUUUUUUUUUUUUUUUUUUUUUUUUUUUUUUUUUUUUAAGUUCCUGAAAGAGAAUUUUGGCAUGCCAGCAUAGCAUUGCCAGUCACUGGACUUAACUCUUUCUCCACCUCCUUCCAAUAGCCAGCUUCUCUGUUCUUAAAAUUUCUUUUAGUCUUCCUUUUGAGGAAAAACACUAUUUGUGAAGUUGUCUGGUGUUUUAAUUUAGAAUAAAAGAAAAAUGGUCAGUUGAAUAACAGAUGUAAGAGCAUAAAUAAUAUCAUUAGAAUUUAUUUAGUCUAAGUCAUUUGGAGGUAAUUUUAGUUCUUUAAAAUGUGUGUAACAAAAGAAUUUGUUCCAUCUUCUCCACCGCAGUUGGACAGAUUAAUUUAAGUAUUUUCCAUUUAAUGAAAAUGGCUAAAAUACAGCACAGCUAGUCAGAUUGCCUUUCUCAAAAGUGGGAUAGAAUUUUUUGUUGUACAGAACUAAAUGUAAUAAAGGUUUUUUGUGGUUGUA